GUCAUUUCGGGCAGUGCUUGGACCGAAUAUUAGGCACCGCGCGAGUUUCUUUCUCUUCCUCUUCUCCAAAACCCUAGCAGUCGGCGGUCGCUUCGCUCUGCGCGCUCUCUUCCCCGGCGGCGCCUCCUCUGUGGCAUAAAAUGGUGAGGGUUAGCGUUCUGAAUGACGCUCUUAAGAGCAUGUACAACGCCGAGAAGAGGGGAAAGAGGCAGGUCAUGAUCAGGCCUUCGUCGAAGGUGAUUAUCAAGUUUCUUCUGGUGAUGCAGAAGCACGGUUACAUUGGCGAGUUUGAGUAUGUGGACGAUCACAGGGCUGGGAAAAUCGUGGUUGAGCUGAACGGGAGGCUCAACAAAUGUGGAGUUAUUAGUCCUCGCUUCGAUGUAGGUGUCAAGGAGAUUGAGGGAUGGACUGCUAGGUUGCUUCCGUCCAGACAGUUCGGUUACAUCGUACUGACUACCUCUGCUGGCAUCAUGGACCAUGAAGAGGCUCGGAGAAAGAACGUCGGAGGCAAAGUUCUCGGUUUCUUUUACUAGGCGCGGGGGUUUCAGAUACUGGGUUGAAAUGUCCUUUUACUUGUGAUGAUUUCCUUAUGGUGUAAUUUUCGAACUCAUUGGCAAUAGGAGUAGAGGCUCUUUCGUUCUAUUUUUGGAUUUUCUUUGUGAUGGAGAGCUCGGUCGGCUAAAUUCUUUUCAUCCGUAGUUUUUAUUUACGGCCUCAUGAUGACUUCAAGGUAUUCUAUGAUUAUCAAUGGAUGGGAUUACCGGUUUUGUAUC
Molecule: messenger RNA, 773 nt
Organism: Punica granatum (pomegranate)
Lineage: Eukaryota; Viridiplantae; Streptophyta; Magnoliopsida; Myrtales; Lythraceae
Source: RefSeq, a predicted model, not a curated record